This is a messenger RNA of Hyla sarda, 3941 nucleotides long. RefSeq names its product nuclear receptor subfamily 0 group B member 1 (gene NR0B1). Gene Ontology annotation, cellular component: nucleus; cytoplasm. Lineage: Eukaryota; Metazoa; Chordata; Amphibia; Anura; Hylidae. Gene Ontology annotation, biological process: negative regulation of transcription by RNA polymerase II. Gene Ontology annotation, molecular function: transcription corepressor activity; transcription factor binding. Bases 166 to 1014 code for a protein of 282 amino acids. The transcript has 2 exons. The record is from RefSeq and is a predicted model, not a curated record.
GCAGAUAUUGUCUGACUGGAAACAAAGGUAUAAAUAUAACCUGAGGGCCAGGCAGAGGAGGAUCAGCAUAGUAUCUGUCUGCCUUCAUGUAAAGACAGAACAGCAGAAGCAAGAGCAUCCAAUGCAGCCAGGGAGCUAUCUGGGAGCAUCUGCCUACGCUUUCCCAUGGCUUGUUUAGAUAAGUGUCACUGCUCUGUAGACAACAGGAGGCACAGCAGUAUCCUAUACAACAUCCUAAAGAAUGAGGAGCACAAGGAUUCACACAAAGGCAAGAAGGAUGAUCAUACAGGAGGGUAUGGACAAGGCUGUUCCUGUGGCUCUCAGAAGAAAGUCAGUCUUAAGAGCCCCCAAGUCACCUGCAAAGCUGCCUCAGCAGUGCUAGUAAAGACCCUAAGGUUUGUCAAGAGCCUGCCCUGCUUCCAGGAGCUGCCCCUGGCUGAUCAACUACUGUUGGUCAGGAGCUGCUGGGCUCCUCUACUGGUGCUGGGACUUGCACAGGACAAGGUAGACUUUGAGACUGUUGAAACUUCAGAGCCUAGUAUGCUACAAAGGAUUUUAACUGACAGGCAUGGAGCAGAGAGGAAGCAGAACCAAGACCAUCAGGAGGCACUACUACAUGGAAAUAACCUGCAGCAGCAACAAAAAGUCAUGCAUCUGCCAACAGCCACUGAGAUCAGGUGGAUCAAGGAGUUCUUAGAGAAGUGUUGGAGCCUAGGGAUUAGCACCAAAGAGUACGUCUAUCUAAAAGGGAUUGUACUAUUUAAUCCAGAUUUGUCUGGACUGCACUGUGCUCGGUAUAUCCAAGGAUUACAACAGGAAGCCCACCAAGCCUUAAAUGAGCAUGUAAAGAUGAUCCAGAGAUGGGAUCACGCCAGAUUCACCAAGUUAAUUAUCGUUUUGUCCUUGCUAAGAUCCAUCAACCCCAACGCCAUUGCUGAACUCUUCUUUAGACCUAUUAUUGGCUCUGUGAAUAUGGACGACAUGUUAUUAGAGAUGUUGGGUUCAAAAAUAUAACUGUUAGCCACUGGCAGACUUUUAUUUAAAGUGGAGCAUUAAUAUGAUAGGAAGUGUACAUAAUCCAUGCUUGAUGAAAGGGGCAGCUGCACAGAAGCCUAACCUGAUCCCUAGACCUGUUCAGUUUGGCUGCUAUGAAUUGUGUGCCCCUCAGUAGACUUUCUGUACAAUAUAGAACUUUCAUGGUACAUAGUGUGCUUGACCUACUUGGUUUCUGGCUUUCUACAGCAAAGCAUAUAUAGCACUUAAAAAUGUUCAUAAAAUACCAUACUAAAGUGCAAUGCAGUUGUUAUUAAUGACGGUGAAUCAUUUAUUGUGAUAAAAAAAUGGGCCAUAUUUGGCAUCUUAUUUCACUGGAAUAAUACAUUGUAUGAUUGCUUAGGCUAUACUUAUACAAAUACAGUAUGUAGAUGUAUAAGAUUGUGGAGCCAAAGGUUAUAUACCUAAGAUCAUUUCCAGCAUAGUGUGCUGGUGCAAACAAAUGGUAGUCAAUUUAAAGAGAUACAUACCGUGCCAUGUGUGGUAUGCUUGAUAAGUAAACUAAUAAGGGCUACGUGUAUGUCAGUUCCUUUGCACUUAAGUUAUAUGGUUGAAGCUUUGAAAUGUUAAUACUGUUAAAAUAAUACAUAGUAGCAGACAAGCCUUUGCACUUAUUAUAAAGGAGCAAGCCUAUGUUAAAGAUGAGCUGUCAGCUCUCCUGAUAUGUCUAUUCUCUGAUACCACUCCUGGAAAUCUAUAUAUAUUGCCUUUACACGGUCCGACACUCUUUUCAUUGACUGGACUCUGUAGUGACAUGUCUCAUUGAGAAGAAUGGUAUCCCCUAGUUGUAAAUUUAAGUAAAGAAGAAUGUGUUUCUAUGAUCCUGUAGAUAGAAAAGUGAAAAUAUUGAGAGUCUUCAGAAGUUUACACCCAUCAAUGGCUAACACAAAAGCUGAUGAUAAAUAGCAAACUUUUGCAACUACUAAGGUCCCUUCAUCAGGUUCAUGAGGACUAGGGCUAUGUGUACAUUGCAUUUGGGUGAACACUUUUAUUGUAUGUGCCAUGUGUUAGAGAUGUAGUUUGGAUGAGUACUUCACUUGUAUACCUCAGGUGUAUAUAAGAAAUGCAGCGUGAACGUAGACGUACAAUGGCAAAAAUGUUGUUUUAUGGAGGAUGCACUUAUUUACUAAACAUAAAAGUCAGAUCAAAAGACAGUUCCUCUUUAACCGCUUAAUGCAGAUGGAUAUACAAGCUGUACUGCUGCUUUCAUUAGCCGUCACUCACUGCUAAUGAGAAACAUCAGUGAUCAUACUGAGGGUGGUCUUUUAACCCUUUAAAUGUUGUUCUCAAUAGAGAUUGUAACAUUAAAAGGGCUAAGAGACAGGUUCUGCUCCUGUCUGGUGCAUACCCCAAUGGUGCUGUUUGGUUACUAUAGCUGUCAGAGGCCUUUACUAGGCUCCAUGUCUGCCAUACAGUCUACUUAUACAGUCUGCUUCAAACACCAAGAUAACUGAUCAAUGCAAUGUCAUUUUUUAGAAAAAGAUAACAUGUCAGUUUUACUGUAAUGUACACUGUGUUAAAACAAAACUCCCACAAUUUUAAUGCCAAUUUAGUGGUCCCUCAAGUUACAAUAUUAAUUGGUUCCAGGACGACCAUUGUAUGUUGAAACCAUUGUAUACUGAGACCAGAACUCCAUGGAAACCUGGUAAAUGGUUCUGAAGCCACCAAAAUGUCAUCCAAAAAUAGGAAAAAUUGAGGAUUAAAGAAAAAUAAGUGGAUAACUAAUAUAGAUAAAGCAAGUCCAUACAUAUAAAAGUAAGAAAGAUCUGCUGGAAGCUGUAAAUCACUGUCUAUCUAGAGGACAUGAGCUUAUUCAGGGUCCUUUACAGUGCACACAGUGUCCUAAAAAGUAAAAUGGAGCCGCCCUCACCUGGUGUCCAAAGAAGCAGCUAACCCUGGCACAGGUAAAGAGUAGCACAGAACAUGUAAUACCACACUGUAUUGUAGGGAGGAGCUACCAGACAGGAAUUCAGUGCAUGCACUUCAGUAAUACAGGUGUUUUACCAGUAAAAUGCCCAUUCUGAUUGGUCAGCUCUUUCAGCCAUUGACACGUUUCACAGAUCUGGACUGUCCGUAGCAUUGUAUGUUGAGUCUGGUUUCAAGUUACAAUGGUCCAAAAAAGACCAUUGUAUGUUGAAACUAUAGUAUGUUGAGGCCAUUGUAAGUUGAGGGAUCACUGUAUACAUAGAAUUGGUCAUGCUAAAAAAUAAAACAAAAGAAUUAUAGCAAGUAGACAACAAGGAGAGAGAAAAAAAAAAAAAAGAAGAAGAUUGGCCUGGUCGUUAAGGGGUUAAAAAGACACUAAGCAUAGGAAAUCUGAAAAUAAAUAAGCAUAAAAAUCCCAGAAAUCCCUCCCUUAUUCUGCUCUAUUUAUUUAAUCUUAUUAAUUUAUAUCUCAAUUAAACAGAAAAAAAAGUAAACAGAUCAUCAGAUUAACCCUUGUAACUUGUGCAGAAUUUCUAUAAGAAUGUUAGUUUCAGGAAUAUGCAGAAAAACCUGUAGCCAGACAAGAGACGGGAGCAAGAUUAUCUUUGAUUUACUGUGUUUAUUUCUAGGUUAAGCGCUCCUUUAAUGGCUCAUAUAGUAAGGAACACCUAUGUGCAUUUACAAACUACCACUCAGCCUUCAGUGUUCACUGAGGUAUUGUAGCAGUUUUAAAUGUUUUUUUAUAGCAUAAAAAACAUUACCACAUAUAUAAUUCCUGCUUCUUCAUUGUUAACUGUUUCUUAAACAGCCUCUCUGUGAGAUGUUAUUGUUUUCUCAUGUCUUUUAUUAUCAAAGCAAAACCUAUGAAACUGUUUCAGUUAUUGUGGUCUAAAGUUAUUGUAAAAUAUGUAACUUAUUGUUUUUACAAAGACAAUAUUUUUUUAUUGCAAUAAAAAUAUUCU